UCUCGCGUUCUGGCAGGAGCUACCCGUGGGAGCCGCUGCCCAUUCUCAAGAUGGCGGCGCCGGGUGGUUCUGUGUCUUGACCCAGGCGCGGAGGUGUAAGGCUCAUGGCAGCGGCCGAGGAGUCGACCAGGGAGGACAGAGAGGAAGAAGAGGUGGAGGAGGAGGCAGAGCAGUUCGUUCUGGUCGAAUUAUCGGGAAUCAUCGAUUCAGACUUUCUCUCAAAAUGUGAAAAUAAAUGCAAGAUUUUGGGGAUUGACACUGAAAGGCCCAUUCUGCAAUUGGAUAGCUAUGUCUUUGCUGGAGAGUAUGAAGAUACUCUUGGAACCUGUGUUAUAUUUGAAGAAAAUGCUGAACAUGUGGAUGCAGAAGGCAAUAAUAAAACAGUGCUAAAAUACAAAUGCCAUACAAUGAAGAAACUCAGCAUGACAAGAACUCUUCUGACAGAAAAGAAGGAAGGGGAAGAAAACAUAGGUGGAGUAGAAUGGCUACAAAUGAAGGAUAAUGAUUUCUCCUAUAGACCCAACAUGAUUUGUAGCUUUCUACAUGAAAAUGAAGAUGAAGUUGUAGCUUCAGCCUCAGAAAAACCUUUGGAAUUGGAAGAGCAAGAGAUUCAAAUGAAAGACAGUUCAAACCUGAUCUAUGAACAGGAGAAAUCACUGCAUUUGGAUACAGAGGAAUCGGGUCCUCUUGUUGACAUCCCUUCUUCUGAGACAGAGGGUUCUGUUUUUAUGGAAACUCAAGGUGCUGCCUUAGAAAUCACUCCUAGAUGAAACAAUUUUCAUAUUGUUUUUGUUGACCAUACAUUUCCAGUUAUAGCACAACUUAAUAUACCAGAAUCAUUCAGAACCAGACUGAAUUAAAUUUUUAUUAAAAUAUUGUUUAAAUGAC
Molecule: messenger RNA, 888 nt
Organism: Sciurus carolinensis (gray squirrel)
Lineage: Eukaryota; Metazoa; Chordata; Mammalia; Rodentia; Sciuridae
Gene: Gtf3c6
Product: general transcription factor IIIC subunit 6
Exons: 6
Coding region: 105-770 (221 amino acids)
Biological process (GO): transcription by RNA polymerase III
Cellular component (GO): transcription factor TFIIIC complex
Source: RefSeq, a predicted model, not a curated record